Asparagus officinalis (garden asparagus) is the source of this 2435-nucleotide messenger RNA. RefSeq names its product heat shock protein 81-1. NCBI's taxonomy places the organism in Eukaryota, Viridiplantae, Streptophyta, Magnoliopsida, Asparagales, Asparagaceae. Gene Ontology annotation, biological process: protein stabilization; cellular response to heat; protein folding. Bases 80 to 2257 code for a protein of 725 amino acids. The record is from RefSeq and is a predicted model, not a curated record. Gene Ontology annotation, molecular function: ATP hydrolysis activity; ATP-dependent protein folding chaperone; ATP binding. Gene Ontology annotation, cellular component: protein-containing complex; plasma membrane; perinuclear region of cytoplasm. The transcript has 3 exons.
CCUCCAUCUCAGCCCUAGACCUCUCUGAAAGUCGUCACUCUUCAAACCCUAGCUCUCUCUUUCGCAGUCCUUGAGAGCAAUGGCGGCCGAGACCGAGACGUUCGCCUUCCAGGCCGAGAUCAACCAGUUGCUGAGUCUGAUCAUCAACACUUUCUACUCCAACAAGGAGAUCUUCCUUCGCGAACUCAUCAGCAACGCGUCCGAUGCACUGGACAAGAUUCGAUUUGAGAGCCUUACUGACAAGAGCAAGCUGGAUGCCCAGCCUGAGCUCUUCAUCCACAUUGUCCCCGAUAAGGCCACCAACACCCUCUCAAUCAUUGACAGUGGAAUUGGGAUGACCAAAUCUGAUUUGGUCAACAAUCUCGGUACCAUUGCAAGGUCUGGAACCAAAGAGUUUAUGGAGGCAUUGGCUGCUGGUGCUGAUGUUAGCAUGAUUGGUCAGUUUGGUGUGGGGUUUUACUCCGCAUAUCUUGUGGCUGAGAGAGUGGUUGUGACCACUAAGCACAAUGAUGAUGAGCAGUAUAUUUGGGAAUCUCAAGCUGGAGGGUCUUUCACAGUUACCAGAGACUCUGGAGAGAGCCUUGGAAGGGGAACCAAGAUCACUCUUUUCCUGAAGGAGGAUCAGUUGGAAUACCUUGAGGAGCGCCGUCUCAAGGAUCUGAUCAAGAAGCACUCUGAGUUCAUCAGUUACCCAAUUUCUCUCUGGACAGAGAAGACCACUGAGAAAGAAAUCUCUGACGAUGAAGAUGAGGAGGAAGAGAAGAAAGAGGAGGAAGGCAAGGUAGAAGAUGUUGAUGAGGAGAAGGAAGAGAAAGAGAAGAAAAAGAAGAAGAUCAAGGAGGUUUCCCAUGAAUGGGCUCUGGUCAACAAGCAAAAGCCAAUCUGGAUGAGGAAACCUGAGGAGAUCACGAAGGAAGAGUAUGCUGCCUUCUACAAGAGUCUCACCAAUGAUUGGGAGGAGCACCUCGCUGUGAAGCACUUCUCCGUGGAGGGUCAGCUUGAGUUCAAGGCCGUCCUCUUCGUCCCAAAGCGGGCUCCAUUUGACCUCUUUGACACAAAGAAGAAGCCUAACAACAUCAAGCUCUACGUGCGCCGUGUUUUCAUCAUGGACAACUGCGAGGAGCUAAUCCCUGAGUACUUGAGCUUCGUCAAGGGAAUUGUCGACUCUGAGGAUCUUCCACUCAACAUCUCCAGGGAGAUGUUGCAGCAGAACAAGAUUUUGAAGGUUAUCCGCAAGAACCUUGUCAAGAAGUGCAUCGAGCUCUUCUUUGAGAUUGCUGAGAACAAGGAAGACUACAACAAGUUCUAUGAGGCAUUCUCCAAGAACCUCAAGCUUGGAAUCCACGAAGAUUCUCAGAACAAGUCCAAGUUAGCUGAGCUCCUGAGGUACCACUCUACCAAGAGUGGCGAUGAGCUCACUAGCCUGAAGGACUACGUGACAAGGAUGAAGGAGGGGCAGAAUGAUAUCUACUAUAUCACCGGGGAGAGCAAGAAGGCCGUUGAGAACUCCCCGUUCCUUGAGAAGCUGAAGAAGAAGGGCUACGAGGUUCUGUAUAUGGUUGAUGCUAUUGAUGAGUAUGCUGUGGGUCAGCUGAAGGAAUUUGAGGGGAAGAAGCUGGUGUCUGCGACCAAGGAGGGAUUGAAGCUGGAUGAGAGCGAGGAUGAGAAGAAAAAGAAGGAAGAGCUCAAGGAGAAGUUCGAGGGGCUCUGCAAGGUCAUCAAGGAGGUGCUCGGUGACAAGGUGGAGAAGGUCGUGGUCUCUGACCGUGUGGUCGACUCCCCCUGCUGCUUAGUCACUGGAGAGUACGGCUGGACUGCCAACAUGGAGAGAAUCAUGAAGGCUCAGGCGUUGAGGGACUCGAGCAUGGCUGGUUACAUGUCGAGCAAGAAGACCAUGGAGAUCAACCCGGAGAACGCCAUCAUGGAGGAGCUGAGGAAGAGAGCAGAGGCCGACAAGAAUGACAAGUCGGUGAAGGAUCUCGUGCUGCUGCUGUUUGAGACUGCGCUCUUGACCUCUGGUUUCAGCCUCGACGACCCUAACACCUUCGGCAACAGGAUCCACAGGAUGCUCAAGCUGGGGUUGAGCAUUGACGAGGAUGAGACUGCUGCUGAUGCCGAUACUGACAUGCCUCCCCUCGAGGACGCGAUGAGGCUGCUGCUGAUGCCGAUACUGACAUGCCUCCCCUCGAGGACGCUGAUGCCGAGGGCAGCAAGAUGGAAGAAGUUGACUAAGCACCGCCCCUCAAAAACUCUCUAGCCAGUUCGCAGUCUAAUUUCGCGCAAGUUUCCGAUGCUUGUUCCGGAAACCUUAUUUUUACCCCCAUUUGUUUUUCUUUAUCCUGUUCUGUGGUGUCUGUCUAGCUGUCUUCGUUAUUAACUACAGUUAUGCUUUUAGAUGAAAGUUAGUUGGGAGUUCAUGCGUGUGCUUAUUUGCA